CCAUUGUAUACAGUUUUUGUUGGGAAGAUUUUUCCACACCUUAAAGCGGAUGUGCGACGCUGCUGGGGAUUGUAUGCAGUUUUUGUUGCAGAAGGACAUAAACAUUGCAGCACUUGCUUGUUGGCCCUGGAAAUGCAGUCUCUGAAUUAGGGAGCUCGAGCGAUUUGUAGUGCAUGGUAAUCUUAUCCCACAUCAAGAAAUCUAUUCAUUUAUGAAACCUUGGACUUCAGAAUACCCGUGAUUCGGCUGCCCAGGCACUAGGAAAGGACUUAGUAAUGGCACUUGGUGCGCCACUGUAUCAUCCGGGACCAAUGAUAUUGUGUUGUGUUUUAAUUUUUCACAUUACAAUGUGCUAUUGGCUCAGGAUGUCACGGUAGCUUACCGAGAAUGUAGGUAUGUUUCUUUCCAGAAUUAGAUAGGGGAUAACGUUACGGUAACGCAGCACAAGCUCCGAAAUUCAAACGGUUAGCGGGAAUUUGAAUUUGAAAUUUCGUAACGGCCAAAUAAUCUCCGGGCCCACCCUUUUCCUUUGCAAAUACCGAGUAGAGACUACUACUUCUCCACAGAUUCAACCCUCCACCUUCUCUCUCCGUCUCUCUUAGACGCACAACAAUGGCGUCGCUCACUCCAGGAAUCCUCCUGAAGCUCCUCCAGUCAAUGAACUCCGCCACCAAAGUCACCGGCGACCACCGCUCUGCCCUCCUCCAAGUCAUCGGCAUAGUCCCCGCCCUUGCCGGCUCUGACCUCUCGUCCAACCAGGGCUUCUACGUCCAGCUCUCCGACUCCCUCAACUCCACCUACGUCUCCCUCUCCGAUCAGGACACCGACCUCAUCCUCACAAACCGCCUCCAGCUCGGCCAGUUCGCCUACGUCGACCGCUUCAAUUUUGACUCCCCCGUCCCACGCGUCCUCGGUAUCCGCCGCAUUGCAGGCCGCCACCCCUUUCUUGGUACCCCAGAGCCCCUUGUGGCCAGAUUCUCUACCUCAAAGCGCGAGUUCGUGAUCCAGCCCGUGUCGGAUUCUGACCAGUCCGCCGAUUUCAUGGCGAUUUACCUGUCCAAUAAGCAGCAGGAGCAGGUUGUGAGGAAUGACAACAAAGAAGCCAAGAUUGAGAAGGCACGACCAUCAAGGCAGCCUCUUGCUCCUCGAGACAAUGUCAAUACGGGAGGGAAUUUGAAUUCAAAUUCAAUUUCGGAUGAGGCUAAGAAGAUCUCAGAUCGGCCGGCUUCCAGGUUUUCGUCUCCGGCAGGUGCAAAGAGGUCUGUUUCUGUCGGGAAGAAGAACCCUGCAUCGGCCGAGAGAGAUCCAUCGCUGGCAGGAAAAGGAAAGAGAUCGGGAUCUCCAGCCCCCUCGAAAUGCGUGGUUCCAAGCUUAAUUGUGGCGAAGGAAGAGGAUAGGAAGGCGUCGAAAGAGGCGGCGAUUAUAGUGCCGUCAAGGUACCGACAGCCGUCCCCGGUUGGGCAGCGGAGGCAGCCUUCGCCGAAUGCACGGAGGGCUUCGCUUUCUCCCGGGAGGCGGUUGUCCGGAGGAGUGAAGGACUCUGCUGCCAAGAAGAAGAUGGCAGGUAUAGUUGCAGGGAUUUCGAAGGUUUCGGAAGCCCUCAUUGGGUCUGGAAAGGGUAAUCGAAAGGGCUGGGAUGAGUCGCCGGCGGUGGAGCAGAAAGAGAAGCCUGCGGCGAAGAACAAACCAGAUUUGCAGUCAUUUAUAAGGACUCAGGCUGCCCUUGCACGACGAUUAAGCGAUGCGAAAGGUGGAAUUCCGAACGGCGGUGAUGAUUCUUCCAGCAAUGAGAAAACGAAAUCAGGAUCACUGAAAGAUUUGGUGGUCCAAGAGAGACCCAGCUGUGCAGCAGCUCCGGGCAUCACUGUUCAUGGAAAAAAAUGGACUGAUGGAAGUGUCUCACUUGAUGCAGUCUCUUCAGACCUUGCAAGGCUUGGAAAGGAAGCUUUGCAGAGGAAAGUUCUAGCUUCUGCAGCCGCAGCUGAAGCUCUGGAGGAGGCCAUUGCUACUGAGUCUCUAGUGAGGAAAUUAAGCAUGUUUGCAGAACUCGCUUCUACAUCCAAGGUUGGGAGCCCUCUACCCGCCAUUGACCGCUUCUUUUCGAUCUAUGAUGAAGUUGUUAAAUCGACCACACUUACUGAAUCAAUUGCUAGUAACCGCAAUUCAGAUACAUGUUACAAUGAUCAAAUUCCCACUGAGCAAUCGAAACCUGUUUCACUUUGGGUCGAAGCUGCCUUAGCUACUGAUCUCAGCGUUGUCUCUCUCCUUGCCGCCCAAGACAAUGAAACUCCAUCGGCUUUGCAGAAAAGUCUGUCAAAAAGACGAUACACACCUGCCAAAUCCCAUCUCAAGAUUUCCCCUUCUUCACCGCAGUCCACUGCUGGCGUUGGAACAUGGAUGAAGGGUCAUGGAAUGAAGGAGACAGUCGAGCUUGCAGUAAGUCUGCAAUCCGAGAUGCAAAUGUGGUUUCUGCAGUUUGUCGAGAAGGCUCUGGAUGCCGGUUUCCGAGUGUUUGGAGAGUGCGCUGCAAAUGGCGGUAAAUUGCCUAUCGACUGUGGCUCCAUUGCAGCUGUUCUAUCGCAGUUGAAGCGAGUGAAUGAGUGGCUGGAUGGAGUCGUCUCGAGAAGGAAUGAGCUGAAUGAGAAGGUUGAUGGGCUGAAGAGGAAGAUCUACGGCUUUGUUAUUCAACAUGUUGGGACGACGUUCGACAACCCCACUCCUCUUGCUUCUUCUUCCUCUUGAUUCCAUAAUUUUAAUAUAUUUUGGUCUCUAUGUUAGUCUCCAUCUUUUCUAAUUGUAUUCCCAAUUUGUCACAACUGCUUGAUGUGGUAAUCGCUAUUUUGCAAAGAAUUCAUUCGAAUUGUUGUUUUUC
Malus domestica (apple) is the source of this 2872-nucleotide messenger RNA. RefSeq lists its product as uncharacterized. The record is from RefSeq and is a predicted model, not a curated record. NCBI's taxonomy places the organism in Eukaryota, Viridiplantae, Streptophyta, Magnoliopsida, Rosales, Rosaceae.